Dentiscutata erythropus is the source of this 894-nucleotide messenger RNA. The record is from the annotation of a GenBank genome assembly. NCBI's taxonomy places the organism in Eukaryota, Fungi, Glomeromycota, Glomeromycetes, Diversisporales, Gigasporaceae.
AUGCCGUGUUGUAUUGAUACCAUUGUAAAAGUGUCUCAAGUUCGACAAACUGAUAGAGAUGAAUCAAAUUUUGCUGUUGUGUGGGCAUUAUGUGUUUAUCCUAUUGAUAGUGAAGAUCGUGAAAUGGAAGUCGUUCUUUUUGUUCCAGUUAACGAUCCCAACAUUCAAUCGGUUUUUGUGAAAGGUGAAUAUUAUAGCGUUUGUGUUGUCGAAGAUCUUCCUAAGGAAAUUGAUAGUGAAAGUGCAAUGUUUAAAUUACUAGUAAAUGAUUAUGCCGGCAAGAAUUAUAGUUUUACUAUUAAGAUCGUUUUUCCAUUCAGCAACAGUCGGUUUAAGUAUUUAAUGAAUUCUAUUCGUUCAAACGAAUCGGUGCUUUUUGUUGUUGGACAUAUUAAGGAAGAUUUAUAUGUAUAUGCUGCUGAUACUUCUUUCGUUGAGGUUUCUUCUACAGUUAAAAGAAAAAUUUCUAGUUCGAGUAGUUCUCAAGUUACAUCUGAAGUUUAUAGAUCUGUUCGGGCAAGGCUUUUAACUGCACAUCAAAACGCUAAUGAAAAGUCUUCUUUGGUAUCUUCGGCUGAGGUCGAUAAAUGUUUGGGAGAUUCAGUUACUAAUGCUUCUUGUUCAAGACAUGUUAGGGUGGAAGAUGUCGAUGACGAAGAUUGUUAUGUUAAGAAUGCUGAUUUUGAUUAUGGUGUUCGUGAACAAAUUGUUGAGUGUAAUAAGGAAUGUUUAGUUAACGGUGUUGAGGAUGAAAGUGGUGUUUUGGAUGAAACUAAAGGAGCAAUUCGUGGUUCUGAAAAACAGAAUAAGGGUAAAGAGAAGGUGACGCAAUUUGUAGUGCAUAAUACGAGAAGUCGAGCUGACAUGGUUAAAGGUGUAAAUGAGGAGAGAUAG